Molecule: messenger RNA, 449 nt
Organism: Anneissia japonica
Lineage: Eukaryota; Metazoa; Echinodermata; Crinoidea; Comatulida; Comatulidae
Exons: 2
Source: RefSeq, a predicted model, not a curated record
UAUAAACAUACCUGUGUAUAUGCCUAUGAAAAUCUUCAAGGAAGGUUUACACAUUAAAAUUUGGACCCUGGUAACCUAUUCUGUUGUUAAGGUAGUUGAUAAUUUAUUCAGUGUUGAAGAGGAAAUUUUGAUGGAAAGUCAAAUGAAGAAUCAGGCCCCAACUGAGAUUGUUAAAUUUCUGGAACAACAACUGAGUCAGGUGGAGCUAGAUGAUGAUGGCGUCUAUAACGCAAGUACCCCUAAUCUUGCGGUACAGGUUCAGAAGGUCGAUACAAGCCGAAUAAGUGAAGAGAAUAUCACUUACUUUAGUUUUGUUUCCAAAUCAAGUGAGACUAGUGUAGGCCCUGUUGAAGAAAUCCAUGAUAGUGAGAAAAUACCUGAUGCGGCUAAUGUGUCAAUUGCUGUGCCAAGAAAUAUAUCUACCGUCAUCGAAAAAAACAACUUGAGAG